Triticum dicoccoides is the source of this 2932-nucleotide messenger RNA. Its product is annotated as G-type lectin S-receptor-like serine/threonine-protein kinase At1g11330. Lineage: Eukaryota; Viridiplantae; Streptophyta; Magnoliopsida; Poales; Poaceae. Gene Ontology annotation, molecular function: protein serine/threonine kinase activity; ATP binding. Bases 1 to 2493 code for a protein of 830 amino acids. The transcript is spliced from 7 exons. Gene Ontology annotation, cellular component: plasma membrane. Gene Ontology annotation, biological process: protein phosphorylation; recognition of pollen. The record is from RefSeq and is a predicted model, not a curated record.
AUGGAGUGGUCAGCUCUUGCAUGCUCCGUCACUGUCGUGAUCCUUGUAUUCCUGCCUUUGCGUGCGUCCGACGACCGGCUUGUCCCCGGCAAGCCGCUCGUCCCCGGAGCCACCAUCGUCUCCGACGGCGGUGACUUCGCCCUGGGCUUCUUCGCCCCGUCCAGCUCAGCUCCGGCCAACCUGCACCUGGGCAUCUGGUACAAUGGCGUCCCUGAGCUUACCGUGGUGUGGGUGGCCAACCGGGAAACACCGGUCACCAACAGCAGUGCAACCGUGCUCUCCCUCACCAACACCUCCGACCUUGUUCUCUACGACGGUAACAGCAGCGGCCGCGUCGUUUGGACGACCCGCGUGAAGGCCGCGUCGAGCUCCUCUUCCCCAACGGCCGUGCUUCUGAACACCGGCAACCUCGUCGUCCGGUCGCCGAACGGCACCACGCUGUGGCAGAGCUUCGACCACCCAACCGACACGCUCCUCCCCGGCAUGAAGAUGGCAUUGAAGCACGGCACGCGUGACGGUGAGCGCCUAGUGUCUUGGAAGGGCGCCGGCAACCCCUCGCCGGGGAACUUCUCCUACGGCAGCGACAUGGACACGUUCCCGCAGGUAUUCCUCUGGGAAGGCACGCGCCCGGUGUACCGCGGCCCCCCGUGGACGGGGUACCGGGUGAAGAGCGACUACCAGUACCAGACGAGCAGCACCAGCUCCAUCAUCAUCUACCUGGCCGUCGUCAACGACGGUGACCAGAGCUACACGACCUUCACCGUCUCGGACGGCGCAUGGCUCACCAGAUGCGUGGUGACCUACAACGGCGAGCUCCAAAUCCAGAGCUGGAACGCCAGCUCGUCAGCGUGGGCCGUCCUCGGGAAGUGGCCGCCGUACCCGUGCGUCAGCUACGGCCACUGCGGCCCGAACGGGUACUGCGAUGAGACGGCCAGGCCUUUGCCGACGUGCAAGUGCCUCGACGGCUUCGUGCCGGCCAGCACGAGGGACUGGACCGGCGGCAGGUUCUCAGAGGGGUGCCGGCGAAAGGAGCCUCUGCGCGGGUGCACUGCCGCUGCCGGUGCCGGUUUCGUGUCCCUGCCGGGGAUGAAGCCGGCGGACCGGUUCGUGCUCGUGGCCAACAGAACGCUGGAGGGGUGCGCGGCGGAGUGCGACCGCAACUGCUCCUGCGUGGCGUACGCGUACGCCAACCUGAGCAGUGCCACGUCCAGGGGAGACAUGACGAGGUGCUUGGUGUUGGCCGGGGACUUGGUUGACACCGGGAAGUUGGGCGUAAGCAGCCCCGCCAGCGACACGCUCUAUCUCCGGCUCGCCCGAUUGGAUGUUGCAGCUGGUAAAAAGACGAAGCAUAAUGCAGUGAGGAUUGCGUUGACAGCCAUAGGAAGUAGUGUGGUGAUAAUCAUGUGCAUUUUUCUUGCAUGGUUGAAAUUCAGUGGCAAGAACAGGAACCAGGGAAAACACAAGAAGGCACCAUUCGAUAGUUCCAAUGACCUUGAGUUUCCCUUUGUAAGAUUUGAGGAAAUUGCUCAGGCUACACAAAAUUUCUCCGAAACAUGUAUGAUUGGACAAGGAGGCUUUGGCAAAGUUUAUAAGGGAACACUAGGUGGACAACAAAUUGCUGUCAAAAGGCUAAGUAGGGAUUCUCAACAAGGGACAAUUGAGUUCACGAAUGAAGUAAUACUUAUUGCCAAAUUACAACACCGUAAUUUGGUUCGACUACUGGGAUGUUGUGGCGAGGGAGAUGAGAAGUUAUUGAUUUAUGAGUACUUGCCUAAUAAAAGCUUGGAUGCCACACUUUUCGAUGAUUCAAGAAAGCGGUUGCUUGAUUGGGCAACACGGUUUAAUAUAAUCAAAGGUGUCGGAAGAGGGCUUGUUUAUCUCCACCAAGAUUCAAGACUGACAAUAAUUCAUAGAGAUCUCAAAGCUGGAAAUGUUUUGCUAGAUGGAGAUAUGAAACCCAAGAUAGCAGAUUUUGGUAUGGCGAGGCUCUUUGGAGAUAACCAGGAAAAUGCAAACACCCAACGUGUUGUUGGAACAUAUGGCUACAUGGCUCCUGAGUAUGCAAUGGAAGGUGUCUUCUCUAUCAAGUCUGACGUCUAUAGCUUCGGUGUGUUAGUACUAGAGAUUGUAACCAGCAUAAAGAGAAGCUCUAUCAUUCACACCAUGGGCUAUUCUAGUCUUAUAGACUAUUCGUGGAAUAUGUGGAAGGAAGGGAAGACAAAGGAUAUGGCCGAUUCAUCUAUCACAGAUACGUGUUCACUACACGAAGUCUUUCUUUGCGUCCAUAUAGCACUAUUGUGCGUUCAGGAAAACGCAGAUGAUAGGCCACUGAUGUCAUCAAUUAUGACCGCCCUAGAGAACGGAAGUACCACACUUCCAAAUCCCAAUUGCCCUGCCUACCUUGUGCGCCGGGAAACCGAAUUAGAGCACUUUAGGAACAAUAUUCAGAACUCAGUCAAUUCUUUAACUCUUACGGAAAUAGUGGGCCGAUGAAAUUAUUUAUUAUUUUUAUGCUUUAGUUAUAGAACAGAAAGUCUCUCCACCAAUAUGUGGGCUAUCGACUAAUGGUGGAGGGAAGUUACACUCCCACCCCACUCAGUUUUGAUCGGUGUCUUGUAUUUAAUCAAAUUACAUAUGUGGGUAUGACUUUUGGAUAUUGAAUGUGUGUGUGUGAGCAGAAAGUAUGUAGGUCGUGGUCGGCAUUUACUCUCUCAAAGAAUGAAACCCUUGCCUAACAAAAUGGCCAUGCAUCAUUCUUUGUUCCGAAGUCAUCUUAUUGGCCUUGUUUUCAAUCGCAAAUUUCAAGAAUACGACCCAUCAUCCUAGAUUAAUCAAUUACAAAGCAAUGUAUUGUGCAUUUUUCUGAAAAUGUGUGAAAUUUAAAUGUAGCAUUAUGAGUCAUAACAUGAUCCCACAAAAUAGGGAAAACUGA